AUGAAUAUUUCUUAGGUUUAGAAGAAACCAACAGUAUUAAUCUCACAAUAAAAUAUGUUGUAUAGUUGGAGCUAGAUUAACAUUCAAGAAACCCAUCACUAGUUGAAAAAGCAGUUUAGAGAAAAAACUUAUGAGUACAAAAAUCAUAAGUUAUAUUAGAUAUUCCUCCUAUUUAUUUCAUUAAUCAUUAUUUAGCAGAAAAAGAGCAUGUUCCUUUAAUUAUAGGAUUGAAAUUAGGUAUAUAAAUAGCGCAAAUAUUAUUUGUGUUAGCUGAUGUUGUUGUAAAUGUCAAACAAAUUUAUGAAGGAAUUACUACAAUACUUGAGAUGUAC
This is a messenger RNA of Paramecium primaurelia, 332 nucleotides long. Lineage: Eukaryota; Ciliophora; Oligohymenophorea; Peniculida; Parameciidae. The record is from the annotation of a GenBank genome assembly.